UCGCUGACGUCAUGAUACUGGGCCGCGUUUUGCUGAAACCAUAGGAAUGCGACACACUUUGUAUUUACAGCCCAAAGCUACGGCGCUUUGACUUUUCCGUGUGUGUGUUUCUACUCGAUCGCUCGUCUUCGGUCACCGUGUCCGUUUCAGCGUCUCGUGGAGACGCUUCCGACGGAUUCACCGACUUGAAUUUCUUCGCGGAAACAACUUUGUUGCUGCAGGGAGUCUGGUUUUUCCUCUCGUCCUCCGCUGCGUUUCCGACAUGAGAUCAGGUGGAUAGUGUGUGGCUGCUGACUAAACGAGUACCUGUGACUAAAAGUCUGAUGUUAGGCUGCAGCUGCCUCAGCCGCCAUCAUGUUCACCAAAAAGAAGAAGUCUCGUAUCCAGAUCUCUGCUCCAUCUAACUUUGAACACCGUGUGCAUACGGACUUCGAUGAGCAGGAGCAAAAGUUUGUUGGGUUGCCACGGCAAUGGCAGUCGCUCAUCGAAGACACGGCCAAAAGGCCCAAACCCUUCAUCGAUGCAACUGUCAUCACUACAGUAGAGCCGCACAAGUCAAUUGUACGUGGCAGCAAGCUUGGAGUGGACGGCUCUCUGACGUGGCUGUUGGAUGAGUUUGACACCAUGUCAGUGACUCGCUCCAACUCCCUGCGACGAGGCAGCCCUCCCACCCAGCCUCGCAAGGACUCCAGCUCUUCAGGAGGAGGGCAGGAGAACGGAGAUCCUCACCACAGACACUAUUCACACCCAGACAGACAAGACAGAGACCGGCACAGACAAGACCACCACAGUGGAGGUGACCCCCGCCAGGGUCAGCGCGCGGUCCGUCCUCAGUGGGAUGAGGGAGGCCAGGGUCGGCCCCAGCAGCAGCCCCGGGGCCAAGAGCCCAGCAGGGCCCACAGAGACAGGCCAGGCUCCGGCCCCCCUCCUCCUCCACACAGAGACAGAGCGCCUCGGGACCGGGACCAGGAGCAGGUGGUUCACAGGGAUCAACCCGGUGACCAUAGGCCAAAGUCCAGCUACAUGGUGCGGGAUGGCAGCCCUCAGUCUCCCAGGGACAAGAGGCCUCUCUCUGGGCCCAAUAUCCGCACCCCAAACCUGCCAGUAACAGACGGGGUGAUGAAGACUGCCCAACAGACCACACGGCCAUUCAACACCUACCCGAGGACAGACAGCGAGGGAGGACGCAGCCCCACAGGACAGCCGGUUCGACACCAUGAAUCCUCCCCUCAGAAUGGUCCCUCAAGCAACUCCACCCGAGGGUCCUCCAGCUCCAAGCCCCCUAUCAGCCAACCACACCCUCAUCACACUUCCCACCCAAGCCUGACCCCCGAAGCCACCCAGCACCCACACACGCCUCACCCCAGUGUUCCAGCCCCGCGGCCCCCCGUGCCCUCUGGGCCCCCGGCAUCAGGUGCUCCGCCACAGGGCCGCUCACCGCAGAGGGAGCCCCAGAGGGUUUCCCAUGAGCAGUUCAGAGCAGCGUUACAGAUGGUGGUGGAUCCCGGUGAUCCGCGGACCUACCUAGACCACUACAUUAAGAUAGGGGAGGGGUCCACUGGGAUUGUGUGUAUUGCCACAGUGAAGACUACAGGGAAACUGGUUGCUGUGAAGAAGAUGGACCUGAGAAAACAACAGCGCAGAGAACUCCUCUUCAACGAGGUGGUAAUUAUGCGGGACUACCAUCACGAGAACGUGGUGGAGAUGUACAACAGCUACCUGGUGGGAGACGAGCUCUGGGUCGUCAUGGAGUUCCUGGAGGGGGGAGCUCUCACUGACAUCGUGACGCACACCAGGAUGAACGAGGAACAGAUAGCUACAGUGUGUCUGUCUGUCCUGAAGGCGUUGUCUGUCCUCCACACACAGGGUGUGAUCCACAGAGACAUCAAGAGUGACUCCAUCCUCCUCACUCAUGACGGCCGGGUGAAGCUGUCAGACUUUGGUUUCUGUGCCCAGGUGUCGAAGGAAGUGCAAAGAAGGAAGUCUCUGGUUGGAACACCAUACUGGAUGGCACCAGAACUCAUAUCCAGACUUCCUUAUGGACCAGAGGUGGAUAUCUGGUCUCUGGGUAUCAUGGUCAUAGAGAUGGUGGAUGGGGAGCCGCCGUACUUCAACGAGCCGCCGCUCAAAGCCAUGAAAAUGAUUCGAGACAACCUGCCUCCCAAACUGAAGAAUCUGCACAAGGUCUCCCCUCUGCUCAAGGGCUUCCUGGACCGGAUGUUGGUGCGAGACCCGGCUCAGAGGGCCACGGCCGGCGAGAUCCUCAAACACCCCUUCCUGACGAAGGCGGGCCCGCCGUCCUGCAUCGUCCCUCUGAUGAGGCAGAACAGGAUGAGAUGAGAUAUGUGACACUAAGACCUCCGGACACUGGAGGGCGGCGUGUGCCGGUUCAGAUGGAACAGAAUACUCCUGCACACAGAGGUCAGAGGUCACAGACGGGAGGUCUGUGCUUCGGGUUAAACUCUCAGACUGUCCUGUGAGCUGCAGAGUGGAAACUGGGUGUGCAGGAGUAUUCUAUUUUUUUAUGUGAAUCACUGAACUGUGGGGAGUGUGUUCCCUUCAUAAGACGCAAUAAGGCUGUGUGUGUGCGUGUGCGUGCGCGUAUUUGUGUGUGUGUGUGUGUGUGUGUGUGUGUGUGUGCGAGCUCUCUUGGGGGAGAAGAGCAGAGAAGCCACAACUUGCCCGUCGAGUGAUUUUAGCCGAUUUCCUGUUUUCGUUUUAGUUGAUGGGCCUGACCUGGAGAGCUUCAGGACUGAGGCUGUUUUAUUUUUCCAUUUGGACAGUACCUGGAUUUUAAGUGUGAAGGUGGGGUUUUGCACACCAAUCGAAUGCUUUGAAGGAGCCGUGAGAUUUUAGAGACAGACGGAGCAACUUUUAAUCUCACCGUCUCACAGUCUGGACGCCGAAUUUUCUCACUACAAAGACUUCUCUCACGGACGGAUCCCGGACUCGGACGCUCUCCUCACCGCGGCCAGAACUUUACUACUGAGGGAGGAAAUCUUCUGACUCAGAAAUGAGUCAGAUGGACUUUAUUUUGUAGCCAUAUAAAUACUAGCUUCCUGUUGUAAACAAGCAAACAUACACUAAGUCAAAAGGUAAACACUGGAGUUGUGGUUAACAGAUGAAUUUUUCUCUUAUUUCCACCUUAUUUUCCUGUGUAAGUACAAUGAACAUAGAGAGAUAUAUCAGUCGUGAUGUUUUACCAUCUCUUUUUUGUGAUUGUUUUAUUAUUAUGAUGAUUUGUUUUCUGCUUUAUUUUAGAGAGUGACGUGAUGAUUUUCGAAGCACUGUCGAGGAGAGAUAGAAGCUGCACUCCCGGUUAAUUCCAGCGCGCAGACAAUAGACACUAGUCAUUUUAUUUUGUUGUUUGUUUUUUUUUUACACCUGACCAGACGGGGCUUUGUGACCAUAAAGAAUCCACCUCCUUCCAACUGAAUGGGUAUAAAAUAAUGACAAACAAAGAACAGAAUCCUGUUUUAGCUGUUUUUCGGCUUUUGUUUUUAAAACAGGAGGCUUUUCACACCCUCUUUUGCGUACCUUAGUUUGCUAUUUCAGCUGAUAGAGGUAGCUCACUUCACAAUAAACACAAACUGCUUUUUAGCCGACCGACGAGUUGUUUUGACUCUGCGGUGCAUGUCGGCUUUCUUUUAACAUCAUCACUCGGCUUCACCCGACUCUCAGCGGCUGCUGCGCCAGUUUUCUGAUUGAAUCGAUUAAUGUUUGAUUGCCUGGUUAAUGCGUCUGGCAGAGCGCUCCUUAGUCCACCUCAGUGUUCGAGUGCUUGAAAGGAGCAAACAGGAGGUUUUUGUCAUCUGGCGAGUAUCUUAUUUAGAAAUGAUAAAGAACAACUCAUACACUAAUCAGCCUGACACACAGAAAGGAGCAUAACCAGCAAGAGUGUUUACAUUCAUAUCUGAUGAAUAGUGUUGGUCAUGCUCCUAAUGUGUGAUCUGUUAUUAUUUCAGUCGGCAUGCAUGUGGUUUCGUUGAGAGUGGACCAUUAGGCAGAUGAUAGAAAGAUAAGAGAAGUACUUAGAAAGCAGGAAACACUUUCAUGAAAAUCCACUCUGGGCACCAGUGAGUAACAGCUGCUAAUGGUGUGUACACACACACACACACACAGACACACACAACCUAAAAAAAAAAAGAUCUGACCUGUGUCAAAUUGUUCUGGACGGCGCUGGGAGCACAAAGGCCUCCAUUAAUUUCAAAGUGUAAAAAGGAGUUCUCAUAAAGGGAGUACAAGGUGUAUGAGGCGUUUUCCACAUCAGCACAGAUCAGUUACUGCAAAUCACAAUAAAUUCCCUUUCAAACACUCACCUGAUUUUUCCCCUGUACCAAACAUCAGGCGAAGACCUGCAGGCCGAAUUCAACCAUAGAGAAUUAAUGACAGUGUGGCUCAGGUCUGGGUCUGCCCUGAUGUUCCUCAGGCUGCAACAGGAGGCUUCGUCACCAGCAGACAUCUGUAGUUUCACGCUGUACCUUGUAGCAGUGAAAAAUAAUUUCUAAAGAAGAAAAAAUAAAACCCAUCCCUCUCAAGGUAACGCGGCACAGAGAUGCACAUAAACAGGCCUGCGGACACAUUCCCCUCUCUGUGCCAACGCUGCUGUUUCAUUCGACGUCUUCCAGCUCAGCUGCUGCCGCUCCUCUCGUCAGACCAGACCUCAGACCGUGACAGAGUACUUCCCGCUAAUCCAGUGCUCCCUGAAAAUGAACAUUUUCUUCCACUUUAGAUGCUUUAGAAGUCAAAACUGCAGCUAAACAAAGGGAGGAGUUUGGUGUUUUUCGGAUGGUGUAGCACACAUGCUGUUCUUGUAGUCGUGUACUUUUCUACGUGCACACAGUCUAUACUGCAUAUAUUACACUGCUACACAUACUGUACUGCAGCAUUGGGUGCACUUCCUCGUGAGCAAAUGUAGAAACCUAAUGCUGUGAGACCUUGCAGGAAGAGUAGCAGCACAGAGUAGAAGUUUAAGCUGGAUGCAGGUUUUCAUUCCAAGCUGAUUAGUUUGUUUUCUAACGAUGCUGAUAACUCCAACAAAGCACAGCUAGCUGUGGUUCAAAGAGAGCAAUGAGACCAGUGAAGCAAAGGCGCUGUUAUUCUGGUUAUUAAUGCUGUGUAGCUUCACUUCUUGGAAGAGGUAACAUCGCUAGCUUCUGUGUAACUGCAGCUCUCGGGGGUGUUUGUCACUGUGGUUACUGAGAUGAUGCUGAAUCCAUUAGGCUGCAUCUUCAGCAGCUCUGAAAAUGCUUCCUUCCUUCAAGCUGUGGUCAUGUUUCACACAGAUGAACUCUGUUGUCUCUGGAUUCUGGAACAGCGUGAACAAUGUGCUGUGUCAGUAUGAGUGCGAGCGGAGAAAAUGUCGUUUCCACGUCAUGUUUACGUGGCGAGCCGCAGGAGCUCGUUCGUUUCGAGCCACGCAGCCUGAACGCAGGUUAAUCGUAAACUGACACUUACCUGCCUUCAAAACAAGUUUCCGCAAGGCGCUUUGGACUUUGUCUCCUUGGCAGCUCACCAGACUGCAGGAUUUCAGCUGUGGCAGAUUCUGGAUCUGUUUUGUGGUCAAAAGUGGGACACGCUGAUAAUGGCUCACAUAUGGCAGGUGAUGUUUCGUGUUUGUAGUGUUUCGUGUGUAAUCAGAGACGUGAUGGCUGAGCUGAAUGAAAUCGUAGAUUGAAUGACUGUCAGCUGAAGUUGCAAAUUAUUCAGUUUGGGCUGUGAUUUUUUAAGAUAAGACUCUUUGAAUGUCCUGUUUUUGUUUUGAGAGUUUUCCUCACAGUCAGAAUCUUAAAUUUGAACAUUGCUCCCCCUUUAAAUCCAGUUUCAGGCUGCACAUACUGACUCAUCUCUUACUACGUUUUAAAUCAUUCUGUUUUUGGGGACUGACAACAAAUAGACUUAAUAAUGAAGGUGAGGGCCUUCGUCCUGCUAAGUGCAGCUCAAUCAGGUGUGUUUCUCUUUCUAAUAUUGGAAUUUAUACUUUUGACAGUAUUUGGGCCACUGAUUGGAAACAAGAUUGCUUUGAGAGCAAACUGUAAAUAUGAUUAGGUUACCUGGAUUACGUAGAUGUUUGAGCAUGUCCUCAAAGUCCCUUCUGUAUCUGGAAGUAUCUGUAUCACACAGUUGCUGUUUUGACCUGUUGGGCUCUCCUGCUGUUCCCCAGCGGCUGCUUCAAAGCACGUCUGUUUAUUGACUCAUGCAUUAUUCACCGGGUUUCAUUUUCAUUUCAACUAUCCUAAAGCCUGAGCAAAGAAGGCUGUCAUUGGUGAAACCAAUUUCACUAUUAAAAUCUCCAGACCUCCAGACUAGACCUUCAGCUUUUUCCUCAAAAUAUUUGAACUUUUUUCCUAACAGUGGUCCUAAUGCUCUGUUGUAUAGGAGUGUUUUUUUUUUGGCCCUACCUGCCGUUCGUCCAGGUGGGAGCAAACACUCUCUCAUCCCACAUUUGAUCUGUUGUCCUUUGAUUAUCAAUGUGAAAAUCCCAAAUCUGUUCAUCUGUUCACUCUGCUGGUGGACUGAUGCUUACUAGGUAGACUGUAACUCCACUUGUAUGGACCAGAGUCAACUGCUGUGUGUGUGUGUGUGUGUGUGUGUGUGUGUGUGUGUGUGUGUGUGUGUGUGUGUGUGUGUGUGUGUGUGUGUGUGUGUGUGUGUGUGCAUAUUCAUGAGUUCAUGCCUUAACAUUUACAAUCACUACUGGACGGAUCAUGAUUCUGACACUACGACUGGGAGCCGGUGAAAGGAGACUUCUCAUCUGUGUCUGAGCAGUCUUGAAGUCAUUCUGAUGUCGUUUUUAUACCGAGUGCUGUUUGCAUCCUUUGGUUGAUGCGUCACAAAGCGACGGCUCUCAUUAACAUUCCUGACAGUUUUUAAUCGCUGACACCACUUUAAACUGAGGAUUUUUCAGGGUGUGCGUUUUUUUAAUGUGGUCCAGAGUGUCUCAGAGUCUUCGCCCCUCAGCUGCAGUUUCUGAAGGAGGUCUGGUCCAAAGGGAGUUUUCAAGAAGCAGGACUGCUGGGCUUCCUUUCUUCCUGCGUGUCCUUGCUUGAUUUCUUCAUUAGUAGCCAGUGAGCAGCUGCGGUGCUGCUGUUCAGGCUUUAGUGCCUUGCUUAGCGGCAUCCUGACAGACAUUUUUGGGGGUUGUCCUGUGAUGUGAGGGAGUCUUGCUCCUUGGAAAAAAAUAAAAAACCCUGCAGGACUUUCCACAGUGAACAUGACUGAGGUUAGUCAGGAACCAGGACCACUACUGACCAACUAGCCUACUCUAAAAGAUAUGUGACAAAAAGAAACUAAAGAAUUCAACCUUUCAUGGACUGUUAUGACUCAUUGACUCGCCUCUUGUAUAAAAGCUGAUUUUGUUGAUCUGUUGGAGUCUUGACUCCAUCAGAUUCCAGCGUUCCUGCACCGUCUUGUUUUGUAACUUCACUGGUAUUGUAAAAACAUAGACUUCACUUUGCAAAUGUUACUUUUUUUUUGCAAAUACAGAUUUUGUAAAAGUCA
Molecule: messenger RNA, 7500 nt
Organism: Chelmon rostratus (copperband butterflyfish)
Lineage: Eukaryota; Metazoa; Chordata; Actinopteri; Chaetodontiformes; Chaetodontidae
Gene: pak4
Product: p21 protein (Cdc42/Rac)-activated kinase 4
Exons: 11
Coding region: 355-2340 (661 amino acids)
Biological process (GO): intracellular signal transduction; protein phosphorylation; regulation of MAPK cascade
Cellular component (GO): cytoplasm
Molecular function (GO): protein serine/threonine kinase activity; ATP binding
Source: RefSeq, a predicted model, not a curated record